Molecule: messenger RNA, 570 nt
Organism: Fonsecaea pedrosoi CBS 271.37
Lineage: Eukaryota; Fungi; Ascomycota; Eurotiomycetes; Chaetothyriales; Herpotrichiellaceae
Product: small COPII coat GTPase sar1
Exons: 5
Coding region: 1-570 (189 amino acids)
Biological process (GO): intracellular protein transport; vesicle organization; membrane organization
Cellular component (GO): COPII vesicle coat; endoplasmic reticulum exit site
Molecular function (GO): GTPase activity; GTP binding
Source: RefSeq, a predicted model, not a curated record
AUGUGGAUCAUAAACUGGUUCUACGAUAUCCUCGCCUCUCUGGGUCUUCUCAACAAGCAUGCCAAACUCCUCUUCCUCGGUCUCGAUAAUGCGGGAAAGACAACACUAUUACACAUGUUGAAGAAUGACCGUGUCGCAAUUCUGCAACCAACCUUACAUCCCACUUCCGAAGAACUCGCCAUUGGAAACAACAGAUUCACAACCUUCGACCUGGGUGGUCAUCAACAAGCGCGCCGCCUCUGGCGCGACUACUUCCCCGAGGUAUCGGGCAUCGUCUUCCUCGUCGACGCCAAGGACCACGAACGUCUACCGGAAGCCAAAGCAGAACUCGAUGCCCUACUGGCAAUGGAAGACCUCGCAAAGACGCCGUUCCUGAUUCUGGGAAACAAAAUCGAUCACCCGGAUGCGGUGUCAGAGGAUGAAUUGAGACAUCAGCUAGGCCUGUAUCAGACUACGGGCAAGGGCAAGGUACCACUCGAGGGAAUCAGGCCGAUUGAGGUGUUUAUGUGCAGUGUUGUCAUGAGGCAGGGUUAUGGAGAGGGUAUCAGGUGGUUGGCGCAAUAUGUUUGA